AGGCAGUGGGUGUGUAUGUGACUGGUUAGGGCAAGAAGCAUACAUUGCAUAAAUGGAAUUCAUACUACAGCCUUUGAAAAACUUAAAUUAAGCUUAAAGUCAGUUAUUUAUUUUUUGCAUUACCAGUGCGACCAUGCUCUUGUUUAACCCAUUGUGGACUAAGGUGCCCUAUAGAAAACUUAUAGAAAGGCCAAGGAAUUGCAAUGCAUUUCAACAGUCGCGUCUUAUGAUCAAAUGCAACGCUAACAUCGCAUCUGUCUGUUAAGGGAGAUGUCAUGAGCAGGUCGCAUCCAUCUGUUCACGGAGAUGUAAUGAGCAGGUUGCAUCCGCCCAUAAGGGGUUAAAAUUCUUAGCUAGUUAGCCAAGCUCCUACUUUUUAGCUAACAUUAUCUAGCAGACUAGCCUAACUUAUAAUGCUACUAGUGGUGGUGAGGAGAGCACUUUCACCAAAUGUGAUAUUCACAUUAUGCUUUUGACUUUGCUGCUUCAAAUCAUUUGUGGAAAUCAUUUUAUGUAAAACCUGGUAUGGUAUGUACAGUGUCUACGGAAAGUAUUCACUCUGCUUAACUUUUUCUAAAUUUUGUUAUGGUUACAGCGUUAUUCCAAAAUGAAUUGCAUUCUUUUUUUCUCAGCAAUCUACACACAAUACCCAAUAAUAACAAAGGAUUUUAAUAAUUUUUUUCACAAAAACGGAAAUACCGCACAUAAGUAUUCACUCUGUUUACUCAGUACUUAGCCACCUUUGGCAGUGAUUACAUCCUUGAGAUGGUUCUACAACUUGAUUGGAGUCCACCUGUGGUAAAUCAAAUUGAUUGGACAUGAUUUUGAAAGGCACACGCCUGUCUAUAUAAGAUUCCACAGUUGAGAGUGCAUGUCGAAGGAAUUGUCCGUAGACCUCCGAGACAGGAUUGUGUCGAGGCACAGAUCUGGGGAAGGGUACAUCAAGAUUCCUACAGCAUUGAUGGUCCCGAGGAGCACAGUGGCCUCCAUCAUUUGUAAAUGGAAGAAGUUUGGAACCACCAGGACUCUUCCUAGGGCUGGCCUCCCAGCCUAACUGUGGAAUCAGGGGAGAAGGGCCUUGGUCCAGCGUUUCUCUGUGGAAAUGGGAGAACCUUCCAGAAGUUUGGCCUUUUCUGAGGGGAUGUCGUCGUGUCACCAGAGGGCAGCAGACAACAUGGUGAACGGAGCUGUACAAAAUGGUGGCUUGUAUAUUAAACUGGGUCAGGGCCUGUGUUCCUUCAACCACCUGCUGCCCCCUGAGUAUAUCCGCACUCUGCAAGUACUUGAGGACAAGGCCCUCAACAGAAGGUACAAAGAGGUAGACGCACUCUUUCAGGAAGAUUUCAACACCACACCCGGCAUGAUGUUCAAGACGUUUGACUAUGAGCCAAUAGCAGCAGCAAGCUUGGCACAAGUUCACAAAGCAGAGUUGCAUGAUGGGACUCCAGUGGCUGUGAAGGUGCAGUACAUUGACCUCAGAGACCGGUUUGAUGGUGAUAUCCGAACAUUGGAAGUUCUCUUGGAUAUUGUAAAGUUCAUGCAUCCAAGUUUUGGGUUCCGAUGGGUGUUGAAGGACCUGAAGGGAACACUGGCUCAGGAGCUGGACUUUGAAAAUGAAGGCAGAAACUCUGAACGUUGUGCGCAAGAUCUCAAACACUUUAAAUUUGUUGUUGUUCCUAAAGUGUUCUGGGAACAGACAAGUAAGAGGGUGCUGACAGCGGAGUUCUGCGAAGGCUGUAAAAUAAACAACGUAGAAGAAAUCCGGAGGCAGGGGCUGAGUUUGAAAGACACGGCCGACAAGCUGAUCCGUACCUUUGCAGAGCAGAUAUUUUACACCGGUUUCAUUCAUGCCGACCCCCAUCCCGGCAACGUGUUGGUGAGGAGAGGUCCAGAUAAAAAAGCAGAGCUGGUUCUUUUGGACCAUGGACUGUACGAACACCUCAGCAAAAGUGACAGAGCGGCUCUGUGCAAGCUGUGGCGCGCCAUCGUGCUACGAGAUGAAUCAGCGAUGAAGAAAUACUCCGGUGACCUGGGGGUCAAAGAGUACUUCCUGUUCUGCGAGAUGCUGCUGCAGCGGCCAAUCAACAUGCAGGAACUGGGUCUGUCCAACAUCCUGAGCCAGGAGGAGACGUCCCACAUGCGGGAGAUGGCCGUGCAGCACUUCGACAGCGUGAUGCAGGUGCUCAAGUCCCUGCCCAGGCCCAUGCUGUUGGUCUUCCGCAACCUCAACACGGUGCGCAGCAUUAACAUCGCCCUGGGGGCCCCCGUCGACCGGUACUUCGUCAUGGCCAAGAGUGCUGUGGGGGGCUGGGGACGGAUCCAAGCAGAAGAGUCCAGAGUACUUCCUACCCUCAGGCUGUUUAGCUGGCUUUGGACAGCAUGGGAGAGUGUCAAAUUUGAGUGUGCUUUAAGGUCAGAGAUGAUGUGGAUGAGCCUGACAAGAUCUUUGCUCCAGCUACUGUCCUACCUUGGCUUUAUAUCACUGGGUGAAGAGGUGUACCAGUACCUGCAGUGAACGAGUCUCAUUACCUCCUCAAAUGACAUGGUGCAGGCGCCUACCUGGACUGCAAAGCAAUGGUGGCAGUCAUGUGUAACACGGCCAAUUAGCUUUCACCAAAAACAUGCAAUUUGUUGUACGGAAAAUGAAUCUCGUUUUGGAUAACGGGCUUACCUGGGUUGUUCCCAUUAUCACUGAAUCAUGAGUAAAGGACCUGAUUAAAGCAAAUCUGUUCAAGUUCACUCUGGAACAUGGUAACAUCAGCUUUCAAGAAGUGAGGAGGACUGCAAUAAAAUGCAUAGUGAAUCAGAUUUAUCUGCUUUUUGUAAACCUAAAAUGUUAUACAAUAUAACUUAAUUGUGCAUUUAUAUAUACCGGACUCUUACCUUUAGCAAUGGUUUGAAACAUUUGAACGGUCUUUCAUAACCUUAUUUAAGUAGUUGGCUUAACUGCCAAGAGGAGCAAGAACCUGAUUUUAUAUAUAUUGUAAAGCAGCACUACUCAACUCCUCUUCCUGCGGGCCAGUGCCUGCAGGUAUUCACUCCCAGUGUGCGCUACACCACCUGAUUUCACUCAUUAUUUGACCUGCUUGGUUCAGAUAAGCUAAUUGGUGAAAUCAGGUGGUGUAGCAUAGUUAUAAAUGCCUACCAUUUACCAUUCACGGUUGAAGCAAUUGCCUGCAGACACUGCGGCCCGCAGGACGUGGAGUUGAGGUAUGCCUUACCUCAGGAUGUAUUGUGCAAAAAUACCCACUGGAAUGUUGGGAUACAAAUUGCAGCCAAUAAUGUUCUUGGGAUACAAAUUGCAGCCAAUAAUAUUACUAAAACUGUCUGAACAAUUGUUCAUGUGAAUUUGGCUGUGUUAGAGCAAACCUUUAUAGAAAUAAUUGUGUAGUUCAUCUGUCUCAAACUCUUGAAUUGUGAUGAAUUUAUUUUUAAAAGAUUAUUUGAAUCUCAUUUGCAUAUUGCCUGGACCAAGUAUAAUCCAUCUGAACUAAUACAAUAAUAAAAUGACUUUGUAUGAAGCUUA
Messenger RNA from Conger conger (European conger), 3526 nucleotides. RefSeq names its product aarF domain containing kinase 5 (gene adck5). NCBI's taxonomy places the organism in Eukaryota, Metazoa, Chordata, Actinopteri, Anguilliformes, Congridae. The record is from RefSeq and is a predicted model, not a curated record. The coding region runs from base 1103 to 2515 and encodes 470 amino acids. The transcript has 12 exons.